UAGGGGGAGAGGAAAUGAUGACAAUUUUCAUUUUUAGGUGAACUAUCCCUUAAAUACUGGCCUUAAAAGAAUACAAAAAUUUGCGCGCACUGAUAUGUUCACAGACAUAUGCAUGUGUCUCUAUGGCUUGGUUUGACUCAUUUGUUUGACUUUCAGACUCUCAAGGACAAUACUAGCAGUAGUGGAUUACUGGAAGUGUUAAAAAUGCUCUGGUCAGACUUCCUUGAGUGUUACUCCUGCUCUACCCUACUGGCCUGGUCAGUGUGGUGGGCUUUAUCCACAUGUGGUUACCUCCAGGUGAUUAAUUAUGCUCAAGCACUUUGGGAGAAAAUCUUGCCUUCCAGUGAUUUUGAGAUCUACAAUGGAUACGUGGAGACAAUAUCUACCUUGCUUGGCGCUUUUGCAGCAUUUGUUGUAAGCUUUGUGAAAGUGUCCUGGGCAGUGUGGGGAGAACUCGCCCUUUGCAUUUUCUCUGUGGUAAUUGCAGUGUGUGUGUACCUCAUGGACACCGUCCGAAAUAUCUGGGUUUGCUACACUUCCUACAUGCUCUUCAGAGCUACCUACAUGCUGCUUAUCACCAUAGCAACGUAUCAGAUAGCUGCUAACCUAAGUAUGAGAAGAUAUGCUUUGGUUUUUGGAAUAAACACUUUCAUCGCACUUCUACUGCAGACGCUUCUUACUGUGAUUGUAGUAGAUUCUGUCGGUCUAGGCCUGGACAUUUUUCUACAGUUUCUGAUCUAUGCAAGUUACUUUGCUGUAAUAGCUGUGAUAUUCUUGAUUGCUUGGCUGUAUAAACUGUACAAAAGAAGGGGAUCUGAAGGACAGAAUGAAUUACCCUCAACAGAAACCGUUCCAGAGGCUUGAAACACCUUACAUCAGUAUCCGUUAAGCACAAGGUUAUAGAAUAGUCUUUCCGUUCAACUGAAUGCAUAGGUAAAAAUAAUGUAUUGGGUCAAAUAGGUCAAAAUCAAUAAUAACUGUAUAUUAAGAAAAUGCAGCAUUUCCAAAUCAGUCACAGACCCAGCUUUAAAGGUUAUAAAAGCACUGGUGAUUUUGAUAACUGAGUUCACAAGUAUACACUGAAAGUGGCCGUUGUGGGUCACAGAGUGUGAAGAACAAAAUGCACUUAUUUAAUAUUUUAUUCACACCAUUAUGAUGCCUUACUUUACUUGAAGCUAAGCAACUAGGACAAAAUAAGUAGUCUGACGUUUUUAGCCAAUACUAUCACAUUAUUAAUGUAAGUGCUUGUUUGAAUCUGCAAUCUUUUCUGUUUUUCUCUGACACAUUUGCAGAAUUAUGGUACUUUCACUGCAGAUUACUUUAAUUUUUUUACACACAUUUUGAUCUCGAAUAGAAAUAUUCUUAUGAAGAUGAAAAAAAACAACACUUGGUCCAGUUUUCUUCGCUGACUUAUCAAAAAUAUUUUUCUUUGUCAGCACAUUUGGUUGGAGCUGAUUUUGAAUAGCAGCACAAUUAUGGUUGUGAUAUUGCUUUUUGAUCAUAAAAGAGAGAGAUGACGAUAUGUGACCUUUUAGACACAACCUUGUCAGUAAUUUUUGUCUGUUUGUGGUCUGUCAAAGAAAAAAGUUCCAAAUGAAGCGGCAAAACAAUUAACCUCUGUGCAACACAAAGUAGUAUGGUUUUGUUUUUGACUGAAUCGGUGACUAAAUCAAACAGACA
This is a messenger RNA of Sinocyclocheilus grahami, 1680 nucleotides long. RefSeq names its product solute carrier family 19 member 2 (gene slc19a2). The transcript is spliced from 4 exons. Gene Ontology annotation, molecular function: vitamin transmembrane transporter activity. The coding region runs from base 109 to 864 and encodes 251 amino acids. The record is from RefSeq and is a predicted model, not a curated record. Lineage: Eukaryota; Metazoa; Chordata; Actinopteri; Cypriniformes; Cyprinidae. Gene Ontology annotation, biological process: vitamin transport; transmembrane transport. Gene Ontology annotation, cellular component: plasma membrane.